AUGGGCGACUCUUCAGGAGUGCAAAUGCCCAGUUCCAUUCCAUCUUCGCCAGCUUCACCAAAGCUCGGCAAUUUCUCACGCAUUUUUCAAUAUCUGACACUGUCUUCACCACCACCACCUGUACCACCUCAUGUAACAGAAGGCGACGGCGUCUCACAAAAGGCUCAGACCCAGCCUCUAUCUUCACCUUCGCCCCGUGCAAGCACUCCGAGAGCUUAUGCCAGUGGCUUUCUUGGAGGCUUGGAUCUGACUUCUGUCCUGCCGGAUUCCCAGGCCGCCGAUGCCAGAGUUCAUGUUUCGUCGGAUGAGGAGACAGAGGGAGUCGACCAAGCGUUGGCUUCUUCUUUGCCAGAGACCAGCUCGACGGCAGCUUCAUCUCCGCCAUCGGACUCGAAUGACUUUGUCACCAAGCAUGUCCAAUCUCGUGCCAAUGUCACACCCUAUCUGGCUCGCUCAGCCCACAACUCCUUCUUGUACCAACAAGGCCUGGUCGCAUCGUCGAUCGCUCUGCUCGAGGCCACCCGGCCCGCUGGUGCUCUGCGCACCCGAAACAACCAAGCAUCGGCCAGUCCUGCUUGGACUCAGCCAUAUGUGAUUGUUCCAAAGUAUACAUGCAGCAAGGAAGAUAAACUGAGGCUCCUCCAGGCCAAGCUGGCCCCUCAGUAUGAUCUCGACGCGUUGGGCGCCUCGACGUACGACGCAGCUGGCUCACAGUCGGUUCACAUAUUUGUCGACUUGUCGAACAUUGUCAUUGGGUUUUACAACUCUCUGAAAAUCUGUAAUGGUAUUCCGGUAGACCAAUACGUCAAAGUCCCGCCGUUUUUCUUUGAAGGUUUCGCCACGGUGCUGGAGCGGGGCCGCUCUGUCGGCGGCAGGAAGCUCGCCGGGUCCGUCGUGGACAACACGGACCGCUCUCGCUGGCCAGACUAUAUGUACGAGGCAGAGGCAGCAGGCUACGAAAUGAACAUCCUCAACCGCGUGGACAAGAUGACCCUAACGCCAAAGCCUGCAUCCCGAAAGGGGUACAGGUCAGGCGGCGGUAGGGAGUAUCCGUCAGACGCCUAUUCAUCGGAUGACGCUGCUCCCCUCCGUCAGAAGCGGUCGGGCGAGCAAGGUGUCGACGAACUGCUCCACAUGAAAAUGUGCCAGUGCGUUCUCGACUUUUCGCCCGGUACGAUGGUUUUGGCCACGGGCGACGCUGCGGCAGCCGAGUUCUCGGAUGGGUUCCUCGUCAACGUGCAGCGUGCUUUGAAAAACGGUUGGCGGGUCGAGCUUGUGUCUUGGAGGACGGGCAUCGCGUCCGCAUGGAGAAAUCUAGAGCGAAGGCGCGAAUGGGCCGGUCGCUUCAGGAUCAUCGAGCUCGACUCCCUUGUCGACGAGCUCGUCGGCUCUCAUCUGGCUCAGUGA
Thyridium curvatum is the source of this 1407-nucleotide messenger RNA. RefSeq lists its product as uncharacterized. Gene Ontology annotation, cellular component: nucleus. The transcript has a single exon. Bases 1 to 1407 code for a protein of 468 amino acids. Gene Ontology annotation, molecular function: guanyl-nucleotide exchange factor activity; small GTPase binding. Lineage: Eukaryota; Fungi; Ascomycota; Sordariomycetes; Thyridiales; Thyridiaceae. The record is from RefSeq and is a predicted model, not a curated record. Gene Ontology annotation, biological process: protein import into nucleus.